Ceraceosorus guamensis is the source of this 622-nucleotide messenger RNA. RefSeq lists its product as hypothetical. The transcript is spliced from 2 exons. The coding region runs from base 111 to 461 and encodes 116 amino acids. The record is from RefSeq and is a predicted model, not a curated record. Lineage: Eukaryota; Fungi; Basidiomycota; Exobasidiomycetes; Ceraceosorales; Ceraceosoraceae.
GAUCACUCAAGACUUGAAUCGUGAUUCGGUACGGCCACCUCGUCCCUGCAGCAUCCGCUCCGUGUACGCGUCAAGGCAGCGUGCGAUCGCAAGCGGCACUCACAUGCAGCAUGCGCGCGCUGGGUGCUGCAUGUCUGUUAGCAGGUCUCUCUGCGCGGCGCAGUAGCAGCACAGCCCGCCGCCGCAAGCAGGCUCGAUGCUGCUGCAUGCUGCUGCGCGCUCGCUCUUUCGGAAAUUGGCAUGAGCACAGACGUGGAGGGGGCAAAGCGGCCAGCAGCCAUGGCGGUGUGGUGAUUCUUCCUUGGACCAAGACCGCAUCCACAGCAGCCGACCUCGAUCAUCAGCAGCAUCAAACUUGCUUUCCAACCUUCACAUCCCGAAUUCAUCAACUCUCACACUCAGUCGUUGCAUCUCACCCGAUCUUUGAGCCAAUCUUGAAAUCACUCGCAACACCCCACUGAGCGCCAGCGUUCAAGAUGACCAUCCACUACUCGCUUUGCUUUGGCCUGUUGGUCUCGGAGAUGAUCGUAUUCUUACUGCUGUGAGCCGACCCCGACACGUUUGCAGUCCGCCUCAAUCGCGCUGCCUCGGAAGUCUAAUCCCAUCCGCUUCCGUUCAUCUG